Messenger RNA from Ziziphus jujuba (common jujube), 1826 nucleotides. Its product is annotated as probable protein phosphatase 2C 10. The record is from RefSeq and is a predicted model, not a curated record. The transcript is spliced from 7 exons. Gene Ontology annotation, biological process: protein dephosphorylation. Gene Ontology annotation, cellular component: cytosol; nucleus. NCBI's taxonomy places the organism in Eukaryota, Viridiplantae, Streptophyta, Magnoliopsida, Rosales, Rhamnaceae. The coding region runs from base 491 to 1333 and encodes 280 amino acids. Gene Ontology annotation, molecular function: protein serine/threonine phosphatase activity.
AUAAUAUUUAAUAAUAAACAGGACUCAAACCCAAAAACGGUUGCAAAUCAUCACACGGACUGAAAGAUAGACGAUCCUCAAUUUUUUUUGUUAUCAUUUUAUAUUUUCAAAUGUUCUCACUUUUGGUUCUUCUUUAUUCAUCAUCAUUAUAAUUUUAUUUUAUUUUAUUUUUUUCCUAUUCAAUUGCUUGUGAGAAUUACCAAUAGCAAGGAGAAAAAAGAAAGAAAGAGCGUGAAGGACACCUGCCAAAAAUAAAAGGCUAAAAGCUUAAAACCCGUUUUCCAACUUCAAUUAGUUGGUCUGUGAAUUUUGGGUAAGGUUUGUGAUAUUGGGAAGUGGGUUUGGUUCAUAAUUGGGAGAGAAAAGUGGUUGCAGGAGAGGUGGAUGUUGAGAAUUUUGAGUAGGUAUAAGUUGGAAUUUGUGAAGAAUUUGCUAUGGAUUGGCUAUGCUGUUUUUCCUACUCUAAGCUCAUCAAAGAGUCUGUUAAGGCAUGGAUUCAAAUUGUGCAGACUAUUUCUUCAAUUCAUUUGAGCUUUCUGCAUCUAGCGCUGGUAAGGGAAAAAGCCAUGGGGGGCUAAUCAAGUAUGGUUUCAGCCUGAUAAAGGGGAAAGCAAAUCAUCCAAUGGAAGAUUAUCAUGUUGCCAAGUUUGUUAAGAUCCAGGGACAUGAAUUAGGGCUAUUUGCCAUUUAUGAUGGACAUUUGGGGGAUAGCGUUCCAGGUUACCUGCAGAAGCAUUUGUUUGCAAAUAUUCUAAAGGAGGAUGGGUUUUGGGUUGACCCUAACAGAUCUAUCUCAAAAGCCUAUGAGAGGACAGACCAGGCAAUUCUCUCAAACAGUUCUGCCUUGGGCCGUGGUGGGUCCACUGCUGUAACUGCAAUUCUGAUAAAUGGUCAAAAGUUAUGGGUGGCCAAUGUUGGAGAUUCACGAGCGGUUCUUUCAAGAGGGGGUCAGGCUAUACAGAUGUCAAUAGAUCAUGAGCCCAAUACUGAACGAGGCAGCAUCGAGAACAAAGGUGGCUUCGUCUCAAACAUGCCAGGAGAUGUUCCUAGAGUGAAUGGGCAACUAGCAGUUUCUCGUGCUUUUGGGGACAAGAGCCUUAAAUUACAUUUGCGAUCAGACCCAGACAUACAGGAUACUAUUGUUGAUGCCAACACUGAUAUUCUUAUACUUGCAAGUGAUGGACUCUGGAAGGUUAUGGCUAAUCAAGAGGCAAUUGAUAUUGCACGAAAGAUCAAAGACCCAAUGAAGGCAGCUAAGCAUUUAACAAAUGAAGCAGUGAAAAGGGAUAGUAAAGAUGAUAUAUCAUGUGUUGUUGUUAGAUUUAGGGGAUGAUACAUUUGCUUUCAAGGUGCAGUAUAUAUACCCACAAUAAGAGUUCCCCUACACAUGAUUCCAAUUAGUGGAUGUAUUAGGCUUUACAUCCUAUGCAUUAUAUCGGACCAAUUUUCAUUUGAUGCUGCAGCAGGAUAUAUUUCAAUUUGCCCGAGGAGAAGAAAAAGGUCAUAGGAGCAUAGAAAAAAAGGAAUGGUUCCUCCAUUGUAAAUUAAAUUUCUUGAUUAGGUUGUGGUGUUGAUAUUGUUUGAAUUCUUUCCGAAAGCGAGUUAGGCGGUGAUGAUGAUGAUGUAUAUUUUGUGUUUUACUUUGCAAAAAUGACCAAGCCGCAGUUUACGAUUGUGAUUGAAGAAAUGCUUCUGGCCGGACAAACUCAGGUUGUCACUGGCCCUGCCUAGUAUUUUACUUUUACAGUAUCAAAUUAUUUUAUAAAUGUUUACAAGUGCAACAUGCUGGUUGUAUUUAAGUGCUUGGUUCUUAUUUCUUAUUGUUA